Sporisorium graminicola is the source of this 7668-nucleotide messenger RNA. RefSeq lists its product as uncharacterized. The transcript has 2 exons. The record is from RefSeq and is a predicted model, not a curated record. Bases 1 to 7668 code for a protein of 2555 amino acids. Lineage: Eukaryota; Fungi; Basidiomycota; Ustilaginomycetes; Ustilaginales; Ustilaginaceae. Gene Ontology annotation, cellular component: fungal-type vacuole membrane.
AUGACCGACGAUGGCUACGGUUCCCAAGAAGCCUUGCGCCGUCGCAGCGUGCCUCGACACAAUGGCGAGCCCAGAUCGUCCUCAGAGGUCCAGUACUUUCAACCAGGCCAACCCGUUGGCUUCCUCCGUGCUCGCGGCACAGCCUACGAGAAAAAGUACCUCUCCAGGAAACUUGGCUGCUGCUGCCUGUUUGUCGCUCCCUUCAUGCUUGUCGUUGUGCUUGCGAUCACUUUCUUUCCAAUCCUCUACGCGCUUGCCAACCAUACACUUCAUACCGCAGUCUUACACAUCUACCAGUCCAACGUAACAUCUCCGGGCAACACAUCCUUCCCCAUCACCCUUGAAGGCCAGGUCAAGAAGGUUGGUAUCUUUCCAGCGCGUCUCUUUUUCCGCGAGCCCGUGCAAGUCUGGUGGGUCUUGCCUCCAAAACCAGGCCAGCUUGCUUCUCCUGGAAAUUUGGAAGAAGUCAAUCUCGGUCAGAUGUGGUUCGACUCUAUCGGCGCCGCAGCAGGCCAUGCAAGGAUCAAACAGGCCACCAACUUCGAAAUCCAUAAUGUCGAGGCGUUCGGAGAAUUUGCAAAGUUUCUCAUUACCCAACCAGAGUUCACCUGGAAGAUCAAUUGCAGCAGCGUCCAUGUCGAAGCAUUCGGCUUUCUCCCAACCUACAAGAACCUCGUCUUCAAUAAGCACGUUGUCGUCAAAGGUUUCAAUAACUUCGAGCGAGUAAAAGUGCUCGAUUUUCAAAUACCGGGUAGCGACCCCCAAGGCGGCGUAACAAUUUCGGCUACGGUUUCGCUCUUCAAUCCCUCGCCCUUCGGCUUUCAGCUUGGGACGCUCGACGUAGCCCUUUUCUACCAAGGCAUGUACCUCGGCCCUGCAGGAACCACAGAUCUCAACGUCACCUCUGGCUUCAACGUCGCAACCCUCACUGGCAGGCUGCUUCCUCAGACCGACAAUGCUACUGCUCUCGAGCUGCUGGGAAUUGUAUUCACUGACUACAUCAACGGCCAAACUGUUCCCACCCUUGCUCGAGGAGUGUCGGCUCGUCAGAACAACGGCGAGUCGGUCGGAUGGCUGAGCGAAGGUAUCAGUGCUCUUGAGCUCAAGGUACCUCUUCGAUCCCCUGUCCCCAUCAACCCCAUCAAGGGCCUCAACAUAGGCUCGUUGUCUCUUGCCUUCACCCCAGAAACGGCAUACUCGCCCAUCGCCUUCUCAAGCGCAAUCGAAGCCGAGCUUGCUCUUCCUUUCGGCAUUCCCCUCUCCAUUGUCAACUCUGCAAACUCUUUUACCAUUCUCUAUCAAGGCGUUCAGGUCGGAACCAUCAAUUCGGCAUACUCCAAUGCUACAACGCAGCUCACUGUCAUCAAUUCUGCAAACGCAGCUGGUACCGUCAACUUAACCCUGCCUCCUUCACCUUUGACCUUAGCAAACGAAACUCAGGCAGCCCGCACCGAGCUUGAGCUUUUCACGAAUUACCUCACGCUCACCAAUGGCACUGCGAUUCGUGUGCAAGGUGCUUCCAAGGCUAUCACCGACACUCCUCUGGGUCGCGUCGUUCUCGAUGGCAUCCUCUUUGACGUCGAUAGUGGCUUGCUUGGGCUACAGGGGCUUGCGGCUUAUCCCACGAUCAUCAACCAAGUCGACGCAACCGGCGGCACACCGCAAGGCAUCAACUUGAUGGUCGCUACUACCCUCGUCAAUCCUUCCAACCUCAAUCUGAGCUUGGGAGACAGCUCCUUCCAACUCGUCAACCAUGAUAUCAUCGGAGUUGUCACCAUUCCCAAUCUCAACUUGAUGCCCGGUCGCAAUGACGUUAACGCCACUGCAAGUUUUGACGCAAAUGCAAGUCCGUAUGGUCUAGAAGCUCUCAAUCGCUACAUUUCUGGCCAGGACACCGACAUCGAGAUCAACGGGUUCUCAGGUUCGACCAACAUAGCAUCCCUGCGCUCUGCUCUGUCUCAGAUCAAGCUCAAGACGACCUUACCAGGAUUGAAAGCAACUCUGAUCAAGAACGCCAACCUGACCGUGCUUGAAACGACAGGGGUCACGGACAACAUCGCCAACGCAACCGUCUUCCUAGCCAAUCCUUUCACGACACCGCUGACGGUCGACCACAUUCGAGCGAAUGUCACUUCCCACGGCAUCUAUGUAGCUUCUAUCGACACGCCGCUGAACUUCGUGGCCGCGGGCCAUGCAGUCACGCAGUCGCCACCUGUCCCACUGGGCCUAAACCUAUAUCCGCCGGACCUCUUUGGUCUUGUGAGAGCCCUUGCCGUGCAGAGCGGGCAGGAUCCUGUCUACGUCGAUGCACUCGUCCAGCUUGGUGGCUAUACCAUGACGCCCGCCACGUCAGCCAACUCGCGUCGUUGGCUGGCGGAAGAAGACCAACAAUUUACGCAUGAUGCGAACAACGAUCUGGCUGGACUGACCAUGGUAGGGUCCAACAACUUCCAGGCGCUUGUUGGUGCCGAACAUUUGUCUCAGCGUGGGCUGGAGCAAUCCCAUUGGCUUCAGAAGCGCGCUAACAUGUUCACAGGCUUUGACCUGCCGAGUUACGUUGAUCGCGCCUUCCGCUCUGCAACUGCAAAUCUGGAAAUUGUUGCCGGCGCCUCCAUCGGCGACUACGCUACUACCUUCACUUUGGCGCAGCAGGAUGUGCCGCUGGGGACGGACGUCACGCUGAAUAGGCUGCUGCCGGUCCUUGCACGGCCGAUCGUGCAAAAGAUCGUGGAUGGUGCUAUCCUCAACAUUGACAGGGUGACCAUCCUCGAUCCUCAGCAGAUGACUUUCCGGGCUGCUCUUCAAGGCACGAUCACAAAUUCGGGUCCCUUUGAUGCCACUCUUCAAUUCUCUGGAGGACUCAACGUCACGUGGAACGGGCGUCUGCUGGGCCAACUGGCAAUGCCGAAUGUCUCGUUUGUAGCAGAUAUCGGUGCUACACUGGAGAUCGUGUCGGAAUUCGUGGUUGCCGACGUUGGCUACCUCACGGAGUUCACGCGGCAAAUGGUCACCGAACAGAGCUUUGUCUGGAACAUCGCAGGCGAGAACCUUCGUGUGGCAGCCCUCGGUAUCGAGGUCGAAGGAGUCUCUUUCUCCAAAAAUGUGAUCCUCAGUGCUUUCAAUGGCCUAAGGAACAGUGUGAUCAUCAACUCGUUCGAUCUACCAUCCAACGACCCGGCGGGCGGCAUACACCUCACUGCAGUUACGACCAUCUACAAUCCUUCGCAAGUCGGGGUUCAGCUUUCUCGAUUUGGCGUCAAUCUAGCUCGCAACAGCACUUUGCUGGGUCCCGGCUCUGUUGCAAAUCCGUUUGUGCUGCAAGCUUUAGCCACCACAGUGGUCCCAUUGGAGGGCAGAUUGAUACCUCAAACCACAGAUCAAGGCCUCGCUGUUCUGUCCGAGGUUUUCCAACGAUUUAUCGACAACAUCAACACGGACGUGACGGCCUCGGGGGACUACGCUGGACCAGCAGAUGUCACUUGGCUGAACGAAGGAAUCAAGGCUCUGGUUUUCCAGGUGUCCUUACCUUCGCAGAGUUUCACCGUGCUACGCACUAUCUCGAUCAACCAAAUCUCGCUCUUCUUCACCCAACCCACCGCGUGGAGUCCUGCCACCAGCUCAAACGAAACGCAGGCCGCUUUCUUCUUACCUUUCGCCUUCCCUGUGGAUAUCCAGCAAGGCGGCGGUAGGUUCAUUGCCAACUAUCAAAACCAAGAUGUCGCCGAGCUCAACAUACCGCUAUCGCCCUCAAUCACGGACGUCACGACGCGAAUAGUAACUUUGAUGUUCUCUAACAUUCCUUUUACCGUCUACGGAUCGGGUCACCGCGCUUUUUCCCAGUUCUUAGCGGAUACCACCGCAGGUACCCAGGUCACGUUCAACCUCCAUGGCCAAGCAAAUACCAAGAUCAACACUGCCUCUGGCCUUGUGUCGAUCAACGAGAUUCCUUUCAACGUCGAUACCAAUCUAUUGGGCUUGCAGAAUUUGCAAGCUCGGCCGGCAAGCAUCUCGAACUUGGACGUCUUUCACGGCUAUCCUUCCUAUCUUCAGAUCAAUGCUGACGCUACGCUAUUCAAUCCUUCCCAUGUCACCAUCGGUGCUGGCGACGUCACAUUGGAUGUCUUUUACAUGGGCAGAAAGAUCGGUACUGCAGUGAUCAACGGUCUAGUCCUCGUUCCAGGCACUAACAUAGUUCCGACACAGGUCCGCUACUCUCCGCAAGGUGCAGCCAAUGUCGCAGCCGGACAGCAGCUUCUGGAGAACUACGUGCAGGGCGUCGUUUCAACGAUAGCCAUUUCGGGAUCACAAGACACCACUCCCAUCGAAUCACUCAAGCAGGCUCUCUCAGGUAUCCGCCUUCAAGCCGACAUCCCACCGCUGAACCAGCUGCUGAUCACUAGAGCGAGGCUGGUCAUUCCGCCCAACAUUGCUCAGACAAGCGUUGCACAAGCCAACGUUGACCUACGCAAUCCCUUCACGGCCUCGAUAAACAUCCUCAAAGUCAAGGCUGAUGCAUUGUACCGAGGCAUCCUUCUUGGCCACAUCGACUCGGAUCUGUCCAGCGCACCGAUCAGCGCUCCAGGCCACACUACCGUGACAUCCAGGUACCUUCCUCUCAACUUCAACUUGGAUCCGAAAACCCUGAUCCGCUUUGUUCAAGCAGCUGCAGCUGCAACAAACACAGACCUCGGCCCUCUGCCACCGCUGUUUGAUCAAGUGCUUGGACAAGCUUCAACGCAAACAACGAUCAGCCCGUAUCCCGACUUCAAUCCUCCCAACUGCCAUUCUGGGAAUCAGUUUGAUGUUCUCGGUGCUGUCCUUCGCACUGUACAGGGUCUGCAGACGACGCUGAAUCUGCAGACAAGUGCCAAACUUGACGACUACGCGACCAAUCUCAACAUUGUUCAGCAACCAGUGCCCACUGACACGGACCGGAGUGUCCUGUACCUUCUUGGUCCCGCCGGUGCACCGAUUGUGCAGAACAUCGUGAACCAGGCAGUACUCAGCGUGAGAACCGCCAACAUCACGGGGAUCACCAACACGGGCUUUGACGUUUCGCUGCAAGGCUCGCUAACCGGUACCGGACCGUUCGACGCCUUGAUCGAAUUCACCGAACCGCUCACAGUGACGUGGCAAGGCAAGAACAUCGCUCAACUCUCUCUACCUUCCAUUUGCGCGUUCGCCAACGUUGGUGUGCCCGACCUCUCCACAAGCGGUCACUUGACGAUCACCAACCUUGGUGCUUUCACCGAUUUCGCCACUUACAUCUUGCACAACCCAUCCUUCCAAUGGACCGUCUCGUCCCAGCAUCUUAGGCUCCGGGCUUUGGAUAUCAUCUUUAGCGAUGUCGUGUUCUCCAAGACGAUCGACUUCAAGGCUUUCAACGGUCUUCCGGGUGUCACUGCAUCCGACUUUAACGUUUAUGGCGAGACCAGCAAUUCGUUGCUGAUACGAGCGGGCGCUUCCAUCCCAAACCCAGCCACCCUUGGCAUUCAGCUCGACACCGCCAACUUUGAGAUCUUCUUUAUGGGGACUGACAUUGGGCCGGUGCAUGGCAGCAAUGUGUUCCUCCCUGCUCUUGGGACCAUUAAUACGACGCUCGAAGGAGCCAUCACAUCAAAGUCCGGACGCGAUCUGCAAAACACGGGGAUCCUGUUCAGCAACUUCCUCCAGGGCCGGACGCAGAUCAUUCAGGUUCGUGGUGUUUCGGUCGUCACGCAGGCCAACGGGAAUCAGCCUGUCAACUGGCUCAGCACGGCAUUCAAAACACUCAGCUUGGACGUGGCGCUUCCGGGACAUAUCUACAAGCUCAUCUUCUCCAUCAUCAUCUCGGACUUCACCAUUUUCGUCCAAGGCGACCCUGCCAACUCGUACGUGGUGCCUACGAGCUCCAACUUGACGCUCGCAACGUUUGCAAAUCCUUUCACCUUCAGUUUGCAGCCGAUCCAAGUGACAUCCCAUAUUAAUCUCUCGUAUGCCAACGGCAACACGGCGUACCUCAACUUGCCACCGACCAAUGUCGAUGCGGGAGUGUCGCAUGGUCCGAACGAUAUACAGGCGAUUCAGCUCAUGUGGCGCCGACAGGAUCUUGUCGCUGUUGACCGACCCAACUUCCAAGCGUUCUUUGCUCAGCUUACGGACACUGCGAGAGGUACCUUUGUUAUGAGUGGUUCCAACGAUGUGGUAGCCAAGACAGUGAUAGGCAACAUUCCCAUCGCUGCGAUUCCGUUCAGCGUUCCCACAUCGCUAGCUGGCGUAAACAGCUUCAAUGGGGUCGCUAAACUGUCCAACGCGGUAGUUAAAAGUGGGUCACCAGACUUUGUGUGGGUGCCGCUCCAAGUUACAUUAGCCAACCCAUCCAACAUCACAGUCUUUACCAAUGAGGUGUUCCUUCCGGCAAUUUUCCGGGGCACCGUGGUGGGACGAGCCGAGAUUCCGGCCCUUGGUCUAAUUCCCGGAGACAACGUGGUGCAAGCAUACUUCUACUACGCUCCCGCAAACGCCAACGAUUCGACCGCUCAAGAGGUCUUUACGCUGUACAUCCAGCCCUCCAUCUCAGACGGCGUUACACCACAGUCCGUUCCGCUCACCAUCGACGGUACACGGGCACCAAUGACGAAUCUUACCCCGUACGACUCGCUUCGCCCGGCCAUCGCUGGAGUUAAGGCGAGUACGGUGCUCGAUGGCAUUGGAUCUCGCAUCGUGACACAUGUCAACGUAUACCUGACCACCGAAACGGUUCUCACGGGACUUGCCAAUCUUCUGCUUGGAGGCACUACGUUGCCUGUUGUGGAGAUCGAUCUAACUGCUCGGAACGAUUUGGGCGCCAACCUCUACAUCAUUGCGCUGCAAACCUCGGCAAAGAGGGCCGGUACGAAGCCCGUGGAUGCAAACAACCCGGAUGCACGAGUCUCGUUCAGGUUUCCGACACCGUUUGCUGUGCCAGCGGGAGCAAGUGCCAACUCGAUCAGAGUUCCAAACGUCGUACUGCCCAAGGGACUUUUGGAAUCAUUGCCUCUCAUCGGUCAGAACCUGGACCUGUACAACAAUUUGCCGGUCCGAGUCGGGCGUUCGGUCAGCGACAGCUAUCUAGCACCGGGUCUCAACUACAUCGAGCUCAACGUCGACACUACCUACAGUCUGGAUCUCGGUGGGCUGAUCAUCCCGUUGAACGGGCCGAUCCAGACGAUCGAGCAGCUGUUGAACACAAUCCUGCAGGCCGGAGCCAACCUGGGCAGCAUCCUAGAGGGAAUACCAAAUCUAUUGACGCAGGCGCUGCAGGGCAAUCUCCUCGGUGGUUUGGACCAGGAGGCCAAGCAGGUCGUGUGCACCUUGACACAGCUUACAAAUGGUCUCACUGGCAACAUCCUGGAAGGUAUCCUCAACGAUGCCAACUGUCCAAACCGUCCUUCGUCUUCGUCGGGUUUACCAUCAGCUACUGUGGCCUCUAGCUCGACUACUGCCACCGGCGCCGCCUCUUCGUCGACGACCGCCACUUCGGCAUCCCCUAGCGCUGCCGCCACCACAGCGCCUUCAUCGGAUAGGUCCUUGGAGCCGACAACCCCAGCAGGUGAGCGAGCUACGCCUGCAUCGCAGAUGCCGUCGACUCCCACGCCUUCAGCUCGCGUCGAAAGUGGAUCCCUCUCCGCUCCUUCUGCAACAGCUUGA